This is a messenger RNA of Anthostomella pinea, 531 nucleotides long. NCBI's taxonomy places the organism in Eukaryota, Fungi, Ascomycota, Sordariomycetes, Xylariales, Xylariaceae. The record is from the annotation of a GenBank genome assembly.
AUGCCUGACCUCACCAAAGUCAUCAUGGGUCUCCUCCUCUGCGCCGUCAGCGUUGUCAACGCCAACUCUGGCGACAUGACCUUCUUCCACUCCGGCCUCGGCUCUUGUAGCCAGACCAACGGUGACGGCGAUGCCAUCGUCGCUCUGCCACCCUCGGAACUAGCGUGGGAAUUGCUUCUGGCAGACCAAGUAGAGACGAGAUCAGAAAAGCUGACAAGACUCGUGGUGGGCAAUGUUCUUGUCAUUGUUACAGCUUUUGCGUUGGGAAUUGCUUCUCCUGGUUCAACCGCAAAUAUUAUCCCCGAGGUUGGGCUCGUGCCGCAGGUCUUAUACCUGACCUUCCUGAGCAUCCUCCGCGUCCUGCGCAUCACGAGCCUUAGGUGUAGACAUUCCAUCUUCUUCAUUGCCCGUCUCGUCGUUUCCAAUUGGAGCAGGCGCAUCUUUGAUGGCAAGAAGCGGGCCGCCAGAAUCGAUUCGGGACCAAAGAUCUUCGACGAGCUUGACCAGAACCGCUCGUUGGAUUUCGGAUAA